Messenger RNA from Erpetoichthys calabaricus (reedfish), 2123 nucleotides. It is a transcript of the gene alkbh8, whose product is annotated as alkB homolog 8, tRNA methyltransferase. Gene Ontology annotation, biological process: tRNA wobble uridine modification. Bases 58 to 2037 code for a protein of 659 amino acids. Gene Ontology annotation, molecular function: S-adenosylmethionine-dependent methyltransferase activity; tRNA binding. Gene Ontology annotation, cellular component: nucleus; cytoplasm. NCBI's taxonomy places the organism in Eukaryota, Metazoa, Chordata, Cladistia, Polypteriformes, Polypteridae. The transcript is spliced from 11 exons. The record is from RefSeq and is a predicted model, not a curated record.
UAGGAACUCAAAUGCGACGGUUGGGCUUCCCAGACGGAUCGAUGACAGUGCGGGACAAUGGAGGAGACCUGUCAACAUAUCUUGGAACGAGAUAAACUCGACAAGGAAAGCAAGAAGCGGGCGAGAAAGCAGAUGAGAGCCGCUCAUACUGUGCUAAGGCACGCAGGCAUUUCAACUGUGUCUCACGCCACGCAGAGCCUGGUCAUAGCAAAUGGAGGUCUUGGAAAUGGUGUAAGCAGAGAGCGCCUCCUCGAUAUGUUGAAGGGAUUUGGAUCAGUGCUCUCUCUUCUUAUGCCUCCAAACAAACCUUAUGCUUUUGUAAGGUAUGACUCGUUUGAAGAUGCAAAGAUGGCAUUUUUAACACUUAAUGGAUGCAAACUUCAAGCAGAAGGCCAGCCAGUCACCUUAUAUGUAAACUUUGUGGAUAAAGUUGAUUUUAAAGAGCAUUCCACCCAAAGUCUUCCUCCUGGUUUGCUGGUUGUAGAGGAUUUUGUGUCACUGGAGUAUGAACAGGAGCUCUUACAGUUGAUGGCACUGAACACUGCCACUCAAGGUACAAAAACUGCACCUAAGAAGUCAUUAAAACACCGAAAAGUGAAGCACUAUGGCUAUGAAUUUUGUUAUGAUAAUAAUAAUGUGGAUUUAAAUGCACCUUUACCAGGAGGUCUUCCCAUAAUCUGUGAUGAUGUGAUAGAUGAAUGUAUGAAAAUUGGGUAUCUGAAAAGUAAACCAGAUCAGCUUACAAUAAAUCAAUAUGAACCUGGCCAAGGAAUACCUCCACAUAUUGACACCCACUCUGCCUUUGAAGAUGUUAUUAUUUCUUUGAGUCUUGGAGCAAAGAUAGUAAUGGAUUUUAAACAUCCUGAUGGACAAAAUGUAUCUGUGCUUCUGCCUCAGAGAAGUUUACUGGUGAUGAAAGGAGAGUCUAGAUAUCUGUGGAGUCAUGGGAUUACUCCCAGAAAAUCUGAUGUUGUUCCAGUUAUUAAUGCUGAUGCAGCACAGAUAGUUAGUAGUGAUCUCGGGAACUUAACAUUAAACAAGAGAGAAACCAGAACUUCCUUUACAUUCCGGAAAGUGAGGCAAACUCCUUGCAAUUGUGUUUAUCCAUCAGUAUGUGACAGUCAAAGUGCUGGAAAAUUAAAUGUUCCUCCUUCAGUCCCACAAAGUGAAGUGGAUGCCUCAUGUCUCGAGCAAGAUUUUGUGCACAAAGUCUAUGAAGAAAUUGCUGGCCAUUUCAGUAGCACCAGGCACUCUCCUUGGCCAAAGGUGGUAGAGUUCCUGAAAUCCCUUUCUAGUGGUGCCUUGGUGGUAGAUAUUGGCUGUGGAAAUGGUAAAUACCUAGGCGUCAAUAAGGAUCUUUAUAUGAUUGGCUGUGAUCGUAGCAGGAACCUUGUAGAAAUCUGCAGAGAAAGACAAUUUCAAGCUUUUGUAUCUGACGCUUUGUCCAUUCCUAUUCGUGAUGGAAUUUGUGAUGCAUGUAUAUCUAUUGCUGUGAUCCACCAUUUUUCAACUAAGGGACGACGUUUGGCAGCUAUUAAGGAACUAAUGAGAAUUUUGAAGCCUGGAGGAAAAGCUCUCAUCUAUGUCUGGGCUUUGGAACAGGAGUACAAUAAUAAGAAGUCUAAGUAUCUGAAAGAAAAUAAAGCUCAAUUAAGCCAAAUAGACAUGAAAGAAGCCAAGCACUAUGAGCUGACUUCCAUAACCUGUACUCACAACAUGGAAGAUACCAGUGAGGACACUGCAGAGGAGCCUUUUCAAGCUGAACUAACUGUUCACACCAAUAGGACUUCAUUUCUGUCAAAGGAUUUGCUUGUACCGUGGCAUCUCAAAGGUAUCUCCAAGAAUAGCAGAGAAACUGAUAAGCCAAGGGUUGAAUCUGACAUAGAACCUCAAAACUCUGCUGUAUUUCAUCGUUAUUAUCAUGUUUUCAGCAAAGGAGAGCUGGAGGAAUUAUGUACUAAAAUUGAAUGUGUUCAGAUUCUCAGUAGCUACUAUGAUCAGGGUAAUUGGUGUGUCAUCAUUGGCAAAUUGUUAUAGAACUAUUUUAAUAUGAAUCAUUGAAAACCAUUUUAAUAAUUGUCCAAAUAAACUUUAAAGAAUGAUGGAAAUAUUCAUAUUCACAU